GCUGAGGAGACGGCGGUGCAUCUAUGUGGUCCGCCUGACACUUGAUCGAGGGAGAGAUGCGUCCUUAACAGCCGCUGUGAAGACGGGAAGGGAAGGGCACAGGGAACACAUGCAUCUGUCCUCGCGCUCCAGCCGCACUCUGCUCUUGGACUUGCUUGACUAUUUUUGAGCUGUAUUUCAGCGUUUUACUGGGGAAGAAACUGAUUUCUGGUCAACUGUAAAAAUCUGACGAGCACACGUUGGUGACUGGUUGUAUGUUGAGCGCGGUGUCUCGUCGUUGGAGCGGCGAACUUGAUGGGAUUAUAGCAAACAACACUGCGUCGUUGGAUAAAAAGCUAAUAUUUGGAAGGAAUGGAGUGGUUUGCUGACUUUGGAAGGUAGUGGCAACAAUCAAUGAGGACAUCUAUCUCCAUUAGAUCAAGAAAGAACUAUUUUGGUCAAGGACACCUUUUUCUGUGAUUUUUCUCUUUCUAGCUUUUUUCCCCCUCCUCCUCCUCCUCCUCCCACCAUCUUGGAUAUCUAGCCUUGUUCCCCAGGGCAACACUGACUGAUUGGUCAUUACACCAAGGUGCGCCUACAUAACAGGAAGACACAACGUGGAGUUAGAAGCUGUGGGAAUAAGGUGGUGAGUCAGCCACCUUAGGAAGUACAACAGAUGACACAUUUCUGUUCAAAUUACCCCCCAUACUGAUAACUAUACAAGGACCAUUUUUACUGGAGGGAAUCGUUUCAAUAUGAAGGAGGUGUCUUUUGUGGAUUGCCUUUUUCUCGGCUUGGCUAUGGCCUCUUUUGCAGCCGGCACAGAGGAUAAGUCCGAUUGCCCCAAGUUGUGUGUUUGCGAAAUGCGACCCUGGUUUUCCCCAAGUUCAGUGUACAUGGAAUCGCUCACAAUUGACUGCAACGACUUGGGACUAUUCAGCCUCCCAGAGAAACUACCAUUGGCGACACAGGUACUGCUACUGCAAACAAACAAUAUUGUGAAAGUUGACAUGCCAUUGGAAUACUUGGCAAACAUCACAGAAAUUGAUCUAUCGCAAAAUAAUGUUGCAUCACUUAACGAUGUUCACUUGGGGAGUCUUGCUCAGCUUCUGUCACUUCAUUUGGAGGAGAAUUUGAUACAAGAGUUGCCCGAAAGGUGUUUGUCGGAGCUAGCUAACCUCCAAGAGCUGUACAUGAAUCACAACCUUAUCUCGUUCAUCUCCCCAUUGGCUUUCCAGGGUCUGAGAAGUCUUGUACGUCUUCACCUCAAUUCGAACAAGCUCAAAACCAUUAAUAAAGAAUGGUUUGAAGCCAUGCCGAACCUCGAGAUUCUGAUGAUUGGAGAAAAUCCUGUUGUUUCGAUUGAGAAUAUGAAUUUCAAACCUCUCAGUAACCUUCGCAGUCUUGUCCUUACCAGAAUGAAUCUCUCCCAGCUCCCCGAAGACGCACUAACCGGCCUUGAAAAUUUAGAAAGUAUUUCGUUCUAUGAUAAUAUCUUUCCGGAGGUGCCGCAUUCAGCCCUGAAAAAUGUGAAAAAUCUCAAGUUUUUGGAUCUUAACAAAAACCCAAUUAGUAGAAUACAGAGAGGCGAUUUUGUGGAUAUGUUUCAUUUAAAAGAGCUGGGUAUUAAUAGCAUGCCAGAGCUAGUGUCAAUCGACAGUUUUGCACUUAGUAACCUCCCGGAGUUGACCAAAAUAGAAGCCACCAACAACCCCAAACUGUCCUAUAUCCACCCUAAUGCUUUCUACAAACUCCCACGGCUUGAAACGUUAAUGCUAAAUGGCAACGCACUCAGCGCCCUACACAGGAUCACAGUGGAGUCCCUUCCAAAUCUUAGAGAGGUUAGCAUGCACAGUAAUCCUAUUAGAUGUGACUGCGUGGUGCGCUGGAUGAACAUGAAUAAGACUAACAUUAGAUUUAUGGAGCCAGAUUCGCUGUACUGUGUUGAACCACCCGAGUAUGAGGGCCAGCAUGUUCGCCAGGUGCACUUCAGGGAGAUGAUGGAAAUCUGCUUGCCUCUCAUUUCUCCUGAAAGUAUGCCCGGACGCAUCAAGACACAAAAUGGCAGUUCGGUGUCGCUCCACUGCCGCGCCUUUGCCGAACCUGAGCCAGAAAUUUACUGGAUCACGCCCUCCGGUAUGCGAAUCCUGCCCAAUACUGUGUCUGACAAGUACUACAUGCACCCAGAGGGGACUUUUGACAUCUACGAUAUUACUGAGAAUGAAGCAGGACUUUACACAUGUGUCGCCCAUAACCUUGUUGGCGCAGACCUCAAAUCCGUCUCCGUUGAAGUGAAUGGAUAUUUCCCGGAGCCUAUGAAUGGCUCUUUGAAUGUCAUAAUCAACUCUGUGGAGACAAACUCUGUAUUGCUUUCCUGGAAGGCUGGCCCUGGGACACUGGCUCCUAAUAUUAAAUGGUACACCAUGAGCGAGAUAGACCACCCCAGAACCGCAUUCACCACAAGGGUCCCAUCUGAUAUCCGAGCCUAUAACCUCACGCACCUCAGCCCGGCGACGCAAUAUAAAGUUUGUGUAGAGGUCCACGGCAUCCAUUAUAACCACGAAACCAAAUGUCUGGAUGUCACCACUAAAGGCAUAGAGCUAGCCGUGAGAGACACAGAGAAAUGGGAUGCAGCUGUGAUAACUAUCUUUGGUGUGCUUUUGGCAACAACAUCAGUGGCAUGUCUGCUUAUUUAUGUGUCGCUAAGGAACCACCAUCUUUAUGGGCAGAUUAGAAAGUGCGAAUCAAAGGUAGCGCUGAUGCCCGCAGAGGAAAAAAGUAUGAACUUUCCUUUCUUUACAAAGCUGUGGUUUGCUGGUAAAGGACUACCAAGCGGGGUGGAAGUUAAAGCAACCGUCAUAAAUGUUUCUGACAAUGCCUUUUAAAGAAGCUGGACUUUCAAGUUUGACAUGAAUAAACUGACAAUGGGUACACAGAACAAUAAUGAUUACCCAUAGCUGGACACAAUAAACUCUGGGAUUGAACAUUUGUCAAAACGUCUACAUGCUCUCCCGGUUUGAAACUUUGAGCAGACACCGUGGCAAGCUACGAAAUACACUGCAAAAAGUUAGGUUCCCAUUCCCACCAAAAAUGCAGGCCAAUAGGAGAGCAGGUUUCAGAUGAUGUUGAUGGGGUCAACUCUCUUGUAAUUGACUGUUAAAUGUGUUCAGAGUUGUGGAACUGUCCGUGUGGUCCCCCCCAAGCAAUACCGUCUGUGCUUUGUCCUAACACCCAUAGACGAGUUAGCGAAACACUAAUAACACCUGAAUAUAUCGGGAAGGCAGAUUUUAGUAGUGCGUAGACCUACAACAGUGACUAUGGUGUAUGACUUUUGAUGAAAUAUACCCCAGUUUUCUAUUUAAAAAUGGAUUCUUGAUUUUUCAUGGAGAUAUUGUUAUAUAUAUAUUCUAUUAUGUUGAUGUAAUGACAAAUCCUCUGUAUCAGAACAGCUUAAAUGGGUUUUUAAUGACGGCGAGCGGCAGACUACUUUUGAUUACAACGUCACAUUAAGCUUAAUGAAAUUGUGCUUCAAAAUGAGUAUCUCGAGAGGGACAUUUGCCAAAUGGUUGUUUAUGCUGUGUAGUUCUCCUUGCAUCAGCUCCUGGGACAAAUGUGUUGGACAGAAACAAAUAUAACAGGUCAAUUAAAGCUGAGAUGACCAAUGCGCCAUCUCCUGGUAAGUGCCUACAACAAGAAAUACAUGAAGUGAACAGAGAAGAAGAGAGAGCGCAAAACCAGACCAUCACAUCACCGCGGAAACACAGGCUACCCCCAGUAAUUUUAGUGGAAAUACUUUUUAGCAUACAUAUUUUAAGAUAAACAUUUUGUUGUUGCUUUGGGUGUAAAGUUAAAAGCCAUUUUUAUAUUUACUGUAUUAUAUGUGAUCAAUGGGCACAACAGACUAAUUAUGAAAUGUGCUACGAAAAAAUAAUAAAUGUCAUUGUUUCUUUUCC
Messenger RNA from Periophthalmus magnuspinnatus, 3932 nucleotides. Its product is annotated as leucine-rich repeat neuronal protein 3. Bases 735 to 2864 code for a protein of 709 amino acids. The transcript is spliced from 2 exons. The record is from RefSeq and is a predicted model, not a curated record. Gene Ontology annotation, molecular function: protein binding. Lineage: Eukaryota; Metazoa; Chordata; Actinopteri; Gobiiformes; Gobiidae.